Molecule: messenger RNA, 1739 nt
Organism: Mandrillus leucophaeus (drill)
Lineage: Eukaryota; Metazoa; Chordata; Mammalia; Primates; Cercopithecidae
Gene: SLC49A3
Product: major facilitator superfamily domain containing 7
Exons: 10
Coding region: 294-1739 (481 amino acids)
Biological process (GO): transmembrane transport
Cellular component (GO): membrane
Molecular function (GO): transmembrane transporter activity
Source: RefSeq, a predicted model, not a curated record
CUGAGGACCACACAGGCUGUGACCGGGGGCCCUUUCUGGAGGGGACAUUCGGUUUUUGUGGCAGGGACUUCCAAACUGAGGCCAAAGGAGGAGGGUCCAACUUCACCUUUGGCACCCCUUUCAUCCCCUUUUUUGGGUCUUCUUUAACUGCAACGGGGCGGGACCCUCCUCCGUAGUCCCUGGGGCGGAACUGGCCCCGUUGCUCCACCUGUCCCCACCUCCACCCGUGGGCGGUCCCGGCCCACGCUGGAAGGUCCUUAAGCCCGGGCGGCCCGCGGGACCGGUGGAGACCCAUGGAGCCGCGGACGAUGGCAGGACAGACGGGGGCAGACCCCGGGUUGGCCGAGCCUGGGGCCCUGUGUGCACAACAGGGCCACCGCACCUACGCUCGCCGCUGGGUGUUCCUGCUCGUAGUCAGCCUGGUCAGCUGCUCCAACGCCAUGCUGUGGCUCAGCUUUGCACCUGUGGCUGACAUCAUUGCCGAGCACUUCGUCCUGUCCAUGGUGCAGAUCAACUGGCUGUCACUGGUCUACCUCGUGGUAUCCACCCUGUUUGGCCUGGUGGCCAUCUGGGUCCUGGACUCCGUCGGGCUCCGUGGGGCGACCAUCCUGGGUUCGUGGCUGAACUUUGCUGGGAGUGUGCUACGCAUCGUGCCCUGCGUGGUUGUUGGGACCCAAAACCCAUUUGCCUUCCUCAUGGGUGGCCAGAGCCUCUGUGCCCUUGCCCAGAGCCUGGUCAUCUUCUCUCCAGCCAAGGUGGCUGCCUUGUGGUUCCCAGAGCACCAGCGAGCCACGGCCAACAUGCUCGCCACCAUAUCAAACCCCCUGGGCGUCCUUGUGGCCAACAUGCUGUCCCCUGCGCUGGUCAAGAAGGGCGAGGACAUUCUGUUAAUGCUCGGUGUCUACGCCAUCCCUGCUGGCGUUGUCUGCCUGCUGUCCACCAUCUGCCUCCGGGAGAGCGUGCCCCCCACCCCGCCCUCUGCCGGGGCUGCCAGCUCCACCUCAGAGAAGUUCCUGGAUGGGCUCAAGCUGCUGGUGCGGAAUAAGGCCUAUGUCAUCCUGGCUGUGUGCUUCGGGGGAUGCAUCGGGAUCUCCUACAGCUUCUCAACCCUCCUGCAGCAGAUCCUCUGUGCAAACGGCUACUCUAGUGGGUUUUCUGGCCUCUGUGGAGCUCUCUUCAUCGCGUUUGGGAUCCUGGGGGCGCUGGCUCUCGGCCCCUACGUGGACCGGACCAAGCACUUCACUGAGGCCACCAAGAUCGGCCUGUGCCUGGUCUCUCUGGCCUGCAUGGCCUUUGCCCUGGUGUCCCUGCUGCAGGGACAGGCCCUUGCCCUGGCCACCACCUGCUCGCUCCUCGGGCUCUUUGGCUUCUCGGUGACCCCCGUGGCCAUGGAGUUGGCAGUCGAGUGUUCCUUCCCCGUGGGGGAGGGGGCUGCCGUAGGCCUGAUCUUUGUGCUGGGGCAGGUCGAGGGAAUAUUCAUCAUGCUGGCGAUGAUGGCACUGACUGUGCAAUGCUCGGAGCGGUCCUUCUCCACCUGCCAGCAGGGGGAGGAUCCACUUGACUGGACAGCGUCUGUGCUGCUGAUGGCCGGCCUGUGCAACCUCUUCAGCUGCAUCCUGGUACUCUUCUUCCACACCUCAUACUGGCGCCUGCAGGCAGAGUCUGGCAAGUCCUCCUCCUCCCAGAACGCGUGCCCAGGCGCCGAGGACCAGGAGUCCCCGCCGGAAACUACCCCUUGA